Messenger RNA from Penicillium antarcticum, 2265 nucleotides. Its product is annotated as N-alpha-acetyltransferase 35, NatC auxiliary subunit. Gene Ontology annotation, biological process: N-terminal peptidyl-methionine acetylation. The coding region runs from base 1 to 2265 and encodes 754 amino acids. The transcript has 7 exons. Gene Ontology annotation, cellular component: NatC complex. NCBI's taxonomy places the organism in Eukaryota, Fungi, Ascomycota, Eurotiomycetes, Eurotiales, Aspergillaceae. The record is from RefSeq and is a predicted model, not a curated record.
AUGCUGCCGAACAAUGAAGUUCGCGUUCCCCGUCCGCGGGUCGUUCAGUCCGCAGUCCCGCGCGACAUCACCGCUGAAUUCACAGACGCUGCCUCAAAGCUACAUGGUGGCCAGCUCGUGAAAGAUGAGAUGUUCACGCUGUUCGAGGCCGUGGGCGCAUUGGAGAUUAUGGACUCCAAAAUGGAUAGCGGCUAUAUUGCACCCGGAGAAAAUCUUGCGCAGGCGCUAGAAGACGACUACGACGUACGACAGCCGUUGACACCAGAGGAGGUUGUGGGUCUGAUGGACCAGUUGUUGUGUCACGAGGUGGCAUGGCAUAAGGGACAUCCCCUCUCGCAGACGCUCUUCACGUCCAUCUAUCUCGACAGAUUAUUGUGGCCAGUACCUAGAACGAUGGAGGGCGCUCGAUUUGACCGUGUACCAAGUGAUUCUCCUUUGGUCGGCCUUGUGCUGCGAGCUUAUUGUCUUGCACUGGUUAAAUCAUGCGAUCUGGUCCACGCUCGAGUGGCCACUGAAUAUUAUUAUGAGGAAGAGGAUUUUGUCAGUCAACUAUACAACCGAAAUCUGCUAUCUGCCUUCGACAUUUCCCAAUUCCACCGUCUGCUGGAUCAGGCAGUUGCCUGGGUUGGAGACCAGACCGAUAUCGACGAGACGCUCAAACAAGCCAUCCAAUCCAGGCUAUUGUUCCGACACGAGUUCCUGUCCGCAUUGCAUCAAGACCUUGAGGUUCUUGAAACCAGAUCGACGGAAAACUUUGCGUCAUGUAUAGCCCAACUAGAACCUUUGCUUGAGUCUGUCUCGCUAGGAAAGCCAGUGCCAGAGGCUUUCAGUUUGAAAAUCCAGCGCAAAUUGGCUAGCACUGUGCCACCUCGUCCAAUGGUUAACAUCAGCCAUGAUGAUGCUCUGGCUCAUAUGAAACGGUUGUGCCAGGAUGCGAUAGAUAUGCAGCAGAUGCUUGAUUACUGCGGUCCCAGCAACUUUAAGACUGCUGUCUGGACCUUGCUUUCUCGAAAGCCACAACCCUCAAUCUACAUUCGCUGUCUCCUUCAAGCAUUGAUCGUCAGCAAUAUGACCAUUCUUGGCGCCGUGCCUGUCAAGGACUUCCUAUAUGACGACUUGGCAGAACUUGUCUUGCCUGCGAGCAUUUUACUCGAGGCCAACACCGAUGACGUCGAAAUGCCAUCCGAUCCUCGCUUCCAGAUUGCACAGAAGAUGGAUGGCUUCCUAAAACGAUUCGCUCAGCCUUUCGUGGAUACCGUGCGAUGCGCCUGCAUGAAUCGUUGUCGCAUCAGGCGGACAAUUUGCCAUACCAUCGUCGAUUGGGAUAAUCUACAAAUGGAGGCUGAAGAACUUGAUCUAGAGCUCCGUACAUUGAGCGCAGAGCCACCGUUGCAAUUCCAAGGCGGAGAGCCGACCUGGUCUUUCCCACUGAGCAGUUGGGCAUACAACCAAAAGCUUGUCCAUUUCCGACUCAUUCUACAGAUGGGCUUUGAGCUCUCGAUCUACUCCCCAGAAGAGUUACCGGGCAUGUAUUGGUAUCUCUCACAUAUCUGCUCAACCCACCUUGGGCACAUUGAUCGCAUUCGCACUUUCACAGUGGCUGCACGGAAACGAGAUCUCAUGUCUGCUGGCACGCGCACUGGAGGCUCUCUCCAAAAGGCGUCCGCCUUCCACAAAUCAUUCCAUGCUCUGGAGAGGCUGACCACCCACAUAGUUGCGGUCGAUGCCUUUGCAAUUGCCUUGCAUGCAUUGUACGUGGUGCUGGCUCGGCACAACGUGCUCCCGUCCGCCUCUUCCUCCCAAGCAUAUUCCAGCGACCGCCUCCGCUACGAAAUUCGCAUGAAGCCAUUCAUUCCCAUUACUCUGCCAGAGCUUGUCCCUUACGAUGAAUACAAGCGCGAGGCAGCCCUCGAGGGUGAUUCUGACGUAAUUAUCCUGGAGCGCGCCUCCAAGGCAAUCACCGAAGCGAGAAAGGCAUGGGAGGCCACCCUCGCUAACGGCGCAUUUAUCGAUGAUCCCUCCGCCCCCAAUAAGCCGGCUCCUGUAGCCAUUGAGGAGGACUGGAAGCGUGAUGUCAAGGAUACCAUGCGUGCCUGCAUUGGCACCAGCCUGGCCAUCGAAGCGGUUAGAAAGGCACUCGCAGCCUCUUCGAGUGAGAACAAAUCUCUCAACUUGGAGGUCGUUGUUCCUGAAGUCGGCUCGAAGACUCGAUGGCAUGAUUGGUGGGUGGUACCCCAGGUUUCAGAGAAGAAGUCGCAGGCGUAA